AUGAGACAAAAAUCUCAAACUGUUCAUGAAGGUGGAUUAAAAAAAUUGUUAACAGUAGAUUAUGAAAAAUGCAUAUAUAAUUGUUUAUUGAUAAAACAAAAAUUUAUAGGAAGAGGUCCAAGGUAUAUUUAUUUGUUUAAGAAUCAGAUUUGUAUAGGAAAGGUAUUAGUUUAUAAUAGUAUUUUGAGUCUCCUUUUGUUUAGAUUCCAGAGCGACAAUUCUAAAUAAAUUAAGAUAUGAGAAUAUAAUGGUCUUACAAGAAAAAUCAAUUAAAAUCAGUAAUAUUUUAAGUAGGUGGAGAGUAAUUUGAAUAUUUUGGUACAAAUGAAUAAUUAAGAGAACUAAAACAAAAAUGUGCUCUUUAUGUGUUUUAGGUGAAAAUAUAAGAUGAAUAUUAAGCAGAGUCAAUUUUAGGGAAAGGAUCAUAUGCUACAGUCCUUGAAUUAUCAAAUUUAUAAACUUAAAAAUAAUAUGCAGCUAAAUGCAUAGAUUAAUAAAGGAUAAAUGAAAAAAAAAAUGGAUAUAAGUAAUUAUUAUAAGAAAUUGAGACGAUGCGUAUUCUUUCAGAAAUAAAAUAUUAAAAUAUACUUUAAUUACAUGAACUCUAUAUAGGGAAUUAAAAUUAUUAUUUAGUGAUGGAGUUAGCUAAAGGAGGAUCACUUCUAUCUUUAAUGAAAAAGCGUUAAACACUAUUUAGUAGAUCAGAUAUAAGAAUUAUAAUGAAAUAAUUAUUAGAAGGUUUAACAUUUAUUCAUAGUCAUAAUAUAAUGCAUAGAGAUUUAAAACCAGAGAAUAUUUUAUUUAUGAAUAAGGAUUUAGAGUCAUUAGUAAUAGCUGAUUUUGGAUUAGCAUAAUCAGUAGAAUCUCAUCCAUAUACAUAUCCAAAAUGUGGUACCCCAGGAUUUGUAGCUCCUGAAAUUUUAGAAUAAGAUUCAGAUUAUGCUAAAUAUUCUGUACUUUGUGAUAUUUUUAGUGCUGGGGUUAUACUUUAUGUUUUGUAAUUAUUAUUUGUAUAUAUAAUUAUUAUAGGUUAAUUGGUGAACCAUUAUUUGAAAAAAAAGAUAGAAAAGAAUAAUUAGAAUUAAAUAGAAAAUGUGAUAUUAAUCUUACUAAAUUUAGUAAUGAUUAGUUAAAUGAUAUUGAAAAAGAUCUAUUAAUUAAAAUGCUAUCCAAAAAUCCUGAAUUUAGAUGGUCAGCAAAUAGUUUAUUAAAACAUAAAUUCUUUGUUUCUGAAGAUCAAAUUGAAAGUGAAGUAGAUUUCUAUAAACUUAAUAAUAUAGCCAUGUAUCAUUAGUAUAAAAUAUUAGUCUCAAGAAAUCUAUGAUGCCAACAUUUAUCAAAAAUCCAUUCAUGCAGAAUUAUAAAAAUUAAAAUACAACCAGAGAUAAAUCUAUAUCUUUAAUCAAUAGAUAAAGAAAUUGCACUCUAGUUAUGUAAACUAAUUUAAGAUUUGAUAAAUCAUCAUAAGAAUAAUUGAAUACUGAAUAAGUCAAUGGUAUUGGCUCUUUUGGAUUGUUUCAAGAUGAAAUUAACUAAAUCAACUUUUGA
This is a messenger RNA of Paramecium sonneborni, 1548 nucleotides long. The record is from the annotation of a GenBank genome assembly. NCBI's taxonomy places the organism in Eukaryota, Ciliophora, Oligohymenophorea, Peniculida, Parameciidae.